AGUUACACCUUAGCAACGAUAAGAUAAACAUGGAUUUUGCAUCUGUGCAAGUGCUACUGAAUAUUUUACCGCAACAAAUCUUUAAAGAUAAUAGCAGUGAAACUAAAACCAAUACAAAACCAUCUGAUAUCGAGCUAUUGUGUAAAUGUAUAAGAUCCAUUAAUAACGAUAUUAAUCUUGUGAAAGUGGAAAAUUUGUUAGAAAAAUUACGAAGAGAAGAAAGCGUUAGGAAAAAUAGUAAAGUAAGAAAUGUAAUUUUUAAAUCUCUAAAAGUUAUUUUUCUAAAUACAACAAGCGCAGAAAGAUUGUUUGUUUUUGACCAAUUAGUAUGCUGCAGCUAUGAUUCUAUUACUCAAUCACUGUUACAACACAAACAUCUCGAGCUUUUGAUGACCCUAGAAGAGUUUAAAGAUAUUAUACGAAGCUACUUGCCCUUGGCAAAAUUGGAAGUGGUAUUAGACCAAAUUUCCUCUAGUAAAAAGUCAGCACCUGUUGAAGAAGUUCUUCAAGAACUGGUAGAAUACUUACAAAUACCACAAAUGUUAAGAGAAGAUGUGUAUGAAGUACUCCGGAAAAGAAUGAAACACAAAAAUUACAAACUUUUAACAUACUAUUUAGAAGAUAUCAAUAUCAAAGAUGGUAAUCUCAGUGAUUAUCUAAAACUUGCAGUAUCAAUAGAAGAAGAAAAAAGGAUUAUUAACAUCAAGUUUUUUAUCAAGUUAUUGCCGUUAAAAAUGUUAUAUUUCCAAGAAAUGUUGACACCACAAGGUUUCAAAAAAGAGAUCCUGUUCUACAACACGUUUGUUCCAAUAGCAGAACAGCUAGGUAUGACUGAUAUGGAUUUCUUACCGAAAUGUUAUCUGGUAAAAAAAGACUUGAUUGUUUUAAAUGACCUCUCCGUACAGGGGUAUUCAUCUACAGAAGAGAAAUUUUUUGAUUACGAACAUUUAUCUUUAGUUAUAAGGCAGUUGGCGAAGUUGCAUUCCUUGUCGUUUCUCAUAGAACAUAGAUUAAGUAAAGUUCUAGGAGAAAAUAUUAAGAUUGAUGAAUACUUUAAAGACCUGACCGAAGAAUAUCAUAUUCUUCCAAAUGAAUUAAAUGAUACUCAUAUACAAUACGCAGUGUCUGAUUUGGAAGCAUAUUCUUAUCUAUCCAAACAUAUACCUAUUGGGGAGUUUAAAAGAAGGGCCAAAAUCAAGUUAAAUCAAGUGUAUUCUACGGUUAAAAAGUCUGAUAGCUUUAGAAAUGUUAUUUCUCAUGGCGAUAUAUGGAAGCCUAACCUUUUCUUUACAUGGGGCUCGAAUAAACAGCCCCAACACUCGGUUAUUAUAGAUUACCAGUUGCUCAAAUACUGCCCUCAAGCCAUCGACAUUCUUAUGGUAACUUAUGUAAAUGCUACCAAAGAAACAAGAGAUCAGUAUAUGGAUCUUCUUCUCGAACAGUACCAUAGUGAACUAAAAUCAACUUUGGGACAAUUUGGUAUGAAUAUUGAACUAAUUUCUCCUUUUAAGGAUCUAAAACAGAGCAUACGGGAACUGAAAGUACAUGGUAUCUUCCUUGGGAUGUUGUAUAACAAAUUUAUGGGACUACCAAAAGAAAAACUAGGGAACAUUCUAAAAGAUCCUGCGAAAAAUAAGCAAUUCUGGACCGAUGUCAACUAUAGAACAGAAGUUCUGAAUUUGAUGUGGGACGACGUAAAUGAAGAAUGGAAAAAAAAGUGCGAGGAAAAUAUAGUAGAGUUGUACGAAUUAUGUAUGUCGACAUAAAAUAUGUAAAUUUUUUUUUAAUAUUUUAGUACUUAGUAUAAUAUUUUUGUAGCCAUUUUUAAAGUUAUGAAUUCUGUGAAAAACAUAUUCUAGAUUAAUAAAGUACUUGUUUAUAUGUUUACUCUGAAGUUUAUGAUUUAUUAUUGUAAAAAAUAAGAAAAAAAAACUGUUGUAGAUUUAUGUGAUCAAGCAUGUUUGCUAAAUAAUUUAUGAAUAGGGUCAAGUGGUGCAAAAA
Diabrotica balteata is the source of this 2001-nucleotide messenger RNA. Lineage: Eukaryota; Metazoa; Arthropoda; Insecta; Coleoptera; Chrysomelidae. The record is from the annotation of a GenBank genome assembly.